UCGAGAACCGAUUACAAACAGCUGUGUAUAUUUUAUUUUGUUUGCAUUUGAAUAAAAUUAAAAAUAUGUAUCUAAAAUGACGCUCCAAUGCCGAAUCUGCGGGGGCGUCAUCUACAACACCAAGGCCAAGAAUCUAUUCCAGAAUGAGAACUCUACGCUGUUGCUGAACAUCGAAUUGGUGUCCGGGAUAUUGCUGGUGAAUGAUCCAGAGCUGCCCAGUUGCAUCUGUGCUUGUUGUUUGCACGACUUGACUCAGGCAAUCGUGUUCCGAAAUCUCUGUAUCCAGACGCAGGAGAACUUGCGGCAGAAUCGCAGCAGGACUCCUUCGGAGCUGGCGACGGACUAUGAUGAGGACACAGAAAUUAAGCAAGAGAUUGAAAUGGACAAUGAGCUGGCGGCCAUGUCAUCUGGUGAUCUUGACUAUUCCUAUGCAAAUAUGGACGAGCUGUUCGACACAGGUGACGACCCACCGAACCAUAGUAGUGACGAGGAGGAGGACACUGCUCAUGAUGCAGACUCUCUGAUUACGAGUCUGAAGAAAGAGCUGGGUAGCAUUUAUGACAGCAGUGAUGACGAAGUCGAGCACGAUGAGCUCGCGGAGUUCUCCGAAAAUAACAACUCAAGCGGCAGAUCCUCUCAAGCUGACAAUGUGUCAUUGUCACCUGUGUUGGUUACCCAAACCAAGAAAAGAGGCCGACCCAAGAAAAUACCAACUGCAACAUCGCCAGCUAGCAAAGCCAAGAAACAAUACACGACUUGGAAAAAUUUAACAGAGGAGGAGAUAGUCGAAAGGAAGCGGCAACAGCGGCGUCGGGAUUGUGUCUGUGAGCAGUGCGGUAGGCACUUUACCGAUCAGAGCAACUUCAAAUUGCACAUGAUCAGGCAUACGGGCAUCAAGAAUUUUGAAUGUCAGGAUUGUGGGAAAAAGUACUACACAGAUCAUUUGCUGUCGCUCCACCAAAGGAUUGUUCACAGAGGCGAAAAACCCUAUGCCUGUAAAUACUGCGACAAAACUUUUCACAACAGUACAACCCGCGUAAUACACGAACGAAUUCACACAAAUGCACGACCGUAUGCCUGUAACCAUUGCAGUAAAAGUUUCAGCUCGGCAUCCGGGCGCAAGCGGCAUGAAUUAAUACACACUGGCGUGAGGGCAUUUUACUGCGCCACCUGCGAUCAAACUUUCCAGCGCAACACACACUUAAAAGCUCAUCUUCAGUCAAAGUUACAUGUCAUGAGAGCAAAACAUAAGGAUUUUCUUCCACCGGAGAUAAAUUAAACGAUUAAAACCAU
Drosophila obscura is the source of this 1293-nucleotide messenger RNA. RefSeq names its product zinc finger protein 287. Lineage: Eukaryota; Metazoa; Arthropoda; Insecta; Diptera; Drosophilidae. The transcript has 4 exons. The record is from RefSeq and is a predicted model, not a curated record. Gene Ontology annotation, molecular function: zinc ion binding; RNA polymerase II cis-regulatory region sequence-specific DNA binding; DNA-binding transcription factor activity. Gene Ontology annotation, biological process: regulation of transcription by RNA polymerase II. Gene Ontology annotation, cellular component: nucleus. Bases 77 to 1279 code for a protein of 400 amino acids.